UAAUACAUGUUGUGAGCCAAAGAGCAACCAUUCAACGCGGACUUUGUCGUUUGUGAAGGACAGAGCAAUGACAUCUGAACACAGUCCGUGGGUCGACAAUCUGCCAAAGGUAAUAAAUGCCACAACCCCCCUGACAUCUGAAGAUGAAGAAAAUGGUAACCAAAUCAACCAUGUGCCUCGAACGAAGAAGGCCCUAUACGGCAUUGGUGAUACACCAGGGACGUGCCUGUUGCCUUUGUUUGCCCUUCAGCAACUGAUGACGUGUAUUGGUGGAGUAAUAUCAAUCCCUCUGCUUACCUGCACAGUCAUUUGUGCAGAUGAACUACCAGAGGUAAAGGCUCGGGUUCUCAGUAUAUCGUUCUUUGUGUGCGGAAUCGGGACGAUUCUCCAGAACAUCCUCGGCGUCAGGUUACCAAUAAUCCAAGGAGCGUCUCCAAAUUUUCUGACAGCAAUUAUCUCCAUGAUGGCGGCUGACAGGUGGAAGUGUUCAACUGAAAUUCCUGUAUCUCACACAGUCAAUGGGACAACUGAUCUGCCAUGGGUAGUGCGAGUGAGACAGAUCCAAGGUAACCUAAUGCUGGCAUCUCUGACACAGAUUGUGUUGGGGGCAACUGGUGUUGUGGGCUUGUUGCUGAGAUUCAUUGGGCCUCUGACCAUCGCCCCAACUAUUGCACUAGUUGGUGUGUCCCUCGCGCCGCUAGCUGGCUCGCUGUGCCAGGACCAAUGGGGUGUCAGUAUUGGAACAAUGCUCCUGGUGGUGUGCUUCGCGUUGUUCCCUGGGAAAUACCAAAUUGCAGUUCCAGCGUAUACAAAACAGGAACGGUGCCACAUCAAUCGUUAUCCCCUGUUUCAGCUUAUACCUGUCUUGCUAUCAAUUGCCAUCAUGUGGAUCCUAUGUUGUGUGCUGACACAGACAGGCGUGUUUCCUAGCAACAGCACAAACCCUGGUUUCCAGGCCAGGACAGAUUCAAGACUCCACGUCGUGAAUGAUACCUCGUGGUUUAACUUCCCAUACCCAGGGCACUUAGGUUGGCCCACUAUCAGUGCUGGCGGAUAUGUGGGGAUGUUGGCAGCUACCAUCGCCUCCAUCAUAGAGUCUGUCGGAGACUACUUUGCUGCUGCCCGUGCCUGCGCCGUCCCUCCUCCCCCAUCGCAUGCUGUAAAUAGGGGGAUUAUGAUGGAGGGCCUUGGAUGCCUGAUAGCCGGCAGUGUUGGUGCUGUGCAUGGGAUAACAUCUUACAGCGAAAACGUUGCAGCUUUAGUUGUAACCAAGGUUGCAAGCAGAUCUGUCUUUAUCACGGCAGGUGUCAUGCUGACUGUGUGUGGCAUGCUGGGUAAAUUCGGUGCUGUGAUCAGCCUCAUUCCUACUCCAGUGAUUGGUGGCGUGGCCCUAGUGACAUUCGGAAUGGUGGUCGCUGUCGGUCUGUCUACUCUGCAGUUUGUGGAUCUGUCUUCAUCGCGCAACCUCAUGGUGCUUGGUCUGGCGUUGAUGUUGGGCAUAAUACUGCCACAGUGGGCGAAAAACAACCCCAGAGCUAUUGACACAGGUCACGAUGAGUUGACCCACAUCUUGAACGUCCUUCUUGGAUCCCCCAUGCUGGUGGGCGGCAUGGUUGGGUGCAUCCUCGACAACAUAGCUCCAGGAACUACAGAAGAGAGAGGGAUGUUGAAGUGGAGGGAGGAAGGAGUUAGUUGUCAAAAGGAUCAGUCUGUUUCACCUGGCGUCACCUCACUGUAUGAUCUGGCGUUUAUUGCAAGGUACCUCCCGAAGGGUCUGAGGUGCAGUUGGCUCCCUGUGUCCCCGGCCUACAACGGAGGAUUAUGCUGCCGAUUUCGAAGAAGACAUCAACAACUCUGAGCACAGGUGGGCAUAUGUCUGUCAACAGUUCCAUUGCCUUGUCCAGCUCUCAUCAUCACCAGUGUUGUCCAUAGGAGAUGACAAGGCUCUAUAAUUAAAUAAUGUAUUUUAGUAUUUAGAUGCAUGAAAUAUAGCUAUAUAUUAUCUUUAAGCAGCUGCCAGAAUGGAAUUGUCCAUGAAACAUUAUGCAGAGAACACAAAAAGCUGGCUUCAGUUUAAUCCCACUAAAAGUAUAUACUAUGGGCAGUCAUAUAUAUACAUUCAUUAUUGUUCCCUUUUGCUAUAUAUAUACUUUC
Molecule: messenger RNA, 2154 nt
Organism: Haliotis rubra (blacklip abalone)
Lineage: Eukaryota; Metazoa; Mollusca; Gastropoda; Lepetellida; Haliotidae
Product: solute carrier family 23 member 2-like
Exons: 12
Coding region: 68-1858 (596 amino acids)
Biological process (GO): transmembrane transport
Cellular component (GO): membrane
Molecular function (GO): transmembrane transporter activity
Source: RefSeq, a predicted model, not a curated record